Molecule: messenger RNA, 5874 nt
Organism: Sardina pilchardus (European sardine)
Lineage: Eukaryota; Metazoa; Chordata; Actinopteri; Clupeiformes; Clupeidae
Gene: fbxo38
Product: F-box protein 38
Exons: 21
Coding region: 442-3765 (1107 amino acids)
Biological process (GO): protein K48-linked ubiquitination; SCF-dependent proteasomal ubiquitin-dependent protein catabolic process
Cellular component (GO): cytoplasm; nucleus
Molecular function (GO): protein binding
Source: RefSeq, a predicted model, not a curated record
CACAGGGAGGCAGAUUUCAGGCUGUUAUUUACAGUGGACACACUCUGUGCAUACCUAUUAGACUCAUCACAAAGGGUGUGAGAGGGUAGUGCUGACAGUCCCAAGAUCAAAGAACAUAGAUAUUAUCUCAUUGGGUGUUAAGGACUUUGUUUUAUACUUGUCUUAGAAAGGCCUGUGUUGGGGAUGUAGCUGGCUAGCUCGCUGGCUAGUUAUGAAGCUAGCUGGCUAGCUAACAACUCAGAAGUGUCAAGUAGCUGACCACGGAGAUUAUUGUGAAUUGGUGAAGAAACUAAUGCAUCUCCACAUCAUCGUCAUGCACUGCCAGUAAAACAAAGAGACUUGAGACCCAGAGUGUGUGUGUUGCAUGCCUGAAAAAUAGAGUCUAGUGGCUGGGGAGGGAGUUGGUUGUCUUCCCCAAGAGAAGAUAUCACCACCCUGGACAUGAUGGGCCCGCGGCGGAAGUCCACCAAGAUUCAGAACUUGGAUGAGGGCCUUCAUGACCCUCUUAGUCAAGAGGAGCCCAAGGAUUACAUGAAUGAGCUCUCACAUGAAGUACUUUGCCACAUAUUCAGGUACUUGCCCAUGCAAGAUAUCAUGUGCAUGGAGUGUUUGUCUCGAAAGCUUCGGGAAGCCGUGACCCUGUACUUGCGUGUUGUGAAGGUGGUAGACCUGUGUGCAAGCCGUUGGUGGGAAUACAUGCCAUCAGGAUUCACAGACUCCAGUUUCCUCAUGUUGCUGAAGAAAAUGCCUGACUUGGAGCAGCUGUACGGGCUGCAUCCCCGCUACCUGGAGCGACGGAGAGUCCGAGGAUAUGAGGCGUUCAGCAUCCCUGGAGUUCUAGAAGCUCUGCAGGCCUGCCCCAAUUUGAUAGGAGUUGAAACGUCUCACUUGGAGCUUGUGGAGGCCAUCUGGAAUUACAUGCCCCAGGUGCACAUCCUGGGAAAGUUUCGCAACCGCAAUGGAGCCUUUCCUAUACCCCCCGAGAACAAGCUCACCAUUCCAGCCGCCGCCAAAAUCCAGACCCUACACCUUGUUGGGGUCAAUGUGCCAGAGAUCCCCUGUGUGUCCAUGCUGAGACACCUGUACCUGAAGUGGGUGCGCCUCACCAAGCCUCAGCCUUUCAAAGACUUCCUGUGCGUGAGCCUCCGCACCUUCGUCAUGAGGAACUGCGCCGGGCCCACCAACUCCUUGAAGUACGUGCCCCUGGUGACCGGCUUGGCCUCGGCCCGCAACCUGGAGCACCUGGAGCUCGUGCGGGUGCCCUUCCUGGGGGGGCUCAUUCAGCACGUGGUGGAGGACAGCUGGCGGUCGGGAGGGUUUCGUAAUUUGCACACUAUAGUAUUUGGAGCCUGUAAGAAUGCACUUGAAGUUGACCUGGGCUACCUCAUAAUUACUGCCGCACGCCGGCUCCAUGAAGUUCGAAUCCAACCCUCCCUAACCAAAGAUGGAGUGUUCUCUGCACUGAAGAUGGCUGAACUGGAGUUUCCCCAGUUUGAGACUUUGCACCUGGGAUAUGUCGACGAGUUCCUGUUGCAAUGUAAAAUGAGCCACAAUGAGUUGGUGAAAUACGGUCUGGCCGACGUGAUCGAGAACCCAGGGAUAAUCACUGACAUCGGAAUGAAAGCUGUCAACGAGGUGUUCACCUCCAUAAAGUACCUUGUUAUUUACAACUGCCCUCAUCUACACAACCCUCACAACUGGAUAACAGACCACUCGCGCUGGAGCCGGCUGGUGGACCUCACACUGGUGCGCUGUCAUGCGGUCAAGCUGGACUCCUUCUGCCAAUUCAUCGAGUUGCUGCCCAGCCUGGAGUUCAUCUCUCUGGACCAGAUGUUCCGGGAGCCUCCCAAGGGCUGUGCGCGGGUGGGCCUGAGCGCAGGCACCGGCAUCGGCGUCUCCUCGGCGCUGGUGAGCAACCAGAACUCCAACAACGACAACGACAACAACAACAAUAACAACAACCACCAGAACAACAACAACAACGACGCCGCCGCCAACAUUCCACCGCACAACGACGAGGAAGCAGCGGCGCCCGUCCCCCAUCAGCCGCCGCCGCAGCGACCUGAAGACAUCCGAGGGAUGGAUGGGGUGGUGCAGGACAAUGCUGUCCCGGACCCGGUGGUGAUGGAGGUGGCUGAUGCGGAGCACAGUGCCUCUGGCCCCAGCCAGCCCGCUCGGCCAGCAGAGGGGGACGAGGAGCAAGCAGGGCCCAGCGGGGUGCAGUCCUCCGUGAAGAAGCAGCCGGUGGUGGUGCUGGACUCGGACAGUGAGGAUGAGGAGGAGCAGGAGAAGGCUCGGGUGCGGGCUCAGCCUCCUGGCCCGUCGAAGCCCUCGUACGCAGAGCCAGACACCAGGCCCAAGAGCUCCAGCUCCGAGGUCCCCGCCCCACACAGCAGUAAAGGAAAGACGCCGCUGCGGCGGCGAGGCCCGCCCCCUCAGGAGCCCAGCUGCGAGAAGGGUUGCCAGGUGACCAGCGAGCAGAUCAAAGCGGACAUGAAGGCCGCCACGGAGGCCCCCGAGCGCAGCGCGGGCAACAGCGGAGGUGGAGGUGGAGGUGGAGGUGGUGGGCAGGUGCCAGGGGCGGGGGCCUACGUGGGCUCCAUCCGCUGGAGGGAGGACGCCGACAGCCAGGAGGAGGGCGGGCAGGGCGGCGGCACGGAGGGAGGGCCGGGGCGGGCGGAGGGCACCGGGGAUCAUGCGGGGGGAACCCCGGCCAACGGCCUGGACUACGACGAAGACGAGGAGGAAGAGGAGGAGCAGCAGCACAGGUGUCUGCCGGGCGAGAUCCCCCGGCGGCCAAUCACACGCUCCCGCAGUCGGCUUUCGGCAGUGCCCCUGGUCUCCGAGUCAGAGCUGUCCAAACCAAAGCCUCGGGUCACAGUGAAGAGGAAACGCACAGCGGACAAGUCCACCAGCACCAGUGACCCAGUGACCGAAGAUGACCACGUACAGGUGCUAACACUAAAGUCCAAAAACCUGGUUGGAAUCACCCUCACAAACUGUGGCAUCACAGACCUGGUGCUGAGAGACUGCCCCAAAAUGAUGUUUGUCCACGCCACCCGCUGCCGAGUGCUGAAGUACCUGAAGGUGGAGAACGCCCCCAUCGUCAACCGCUUCGACUACGCCCAGUGCAAGAAGCUGGACAUGGAGCAGGUCCUGGAUCAGAUCCUGCGCAUGCCCCCGGAGCGCAACCGCAUCAUCUACAUGAGGCCCAUGCAGCAGAUCAACUCUCUGGCGCUGGAGAAGAUGCUGUUCAGCGGCCCGUACCCCUACCACAUCGCCAUCAUCCACGAGUUCAGCAACCCGCCCAACGUCAGGAACAAGGUGCGCGUGCGGAGCUGGAUGGACACCAUCGCCAACAUCAGCCAGGAACUCAUCAAGUACGAGUUUUUCCCGGAGGCCACGCGAACGGAAGAGGAUGUGAAGAAGUAUCCCAACUACCCCUGGGGGCGAGACAUCUACACCUUGGAGGGUGCGGUGGAUGGCGCGCCGUACACCAUGAUCACUGACUUCCCCUGGCUACGGACGCUGCGCGCGGCGGAGCCCAACAGCUACGCGCGCUACGACUUUGAAGAUGAUGAAAGCACCACCAUCUACGCUCCGCGGCGAAAGGGCCAGCUGUCGGCCGACAUCUGCAUGGAGACCAUCGGCGAGGAGAUCUCGGAGCGCCGGCAGGCGCGGCGCGGCGUCUUCCAGCGGCUGGUGGUGGUCUUCAUCCACUACUGCGAUGCCCGCGGCCAGCCCAUCGACGACGACUACAUCUAGUGCCUCGGCUCUCCUGCCCGUCCCCUGCCCACCGUCCUGCCCCCACAGGCGAGGGUGGUAGCAGGGCGGUGGGAUGGGGUAUAGAGACUCAUUUGAAGAGGAAAGGGGUGAAGGGGAGGUGGAGGUGAAGGUGGAGGUGCUCCAGAGGAGAUCCUCCACACUGACGACCUCUCGUCUCACCUCCGCACGUUGGUCUGUGCUACAGUCUACGGGGGUGGGGGUGCAAGAAGACCUUUAGGAGAGGGAGAGGUGUAAGAGCAUAGAAGAUGCUGCCCUGUCUCUUACCACAAGCACCAUGACCAGAGGACUGAAGAGGAGAGAGCGAAAGAGAGCGUGAAAGAGAGAGAGAAAUGAUGAGUGUCUGUUUCUUAAAAGAAGUAUGUUUAUGUCAGAUGAAGCGUCAGGCUUUCCCUCAGUUUCUUUUCAGGUGUCCAACCCCAGAGUGUUGUCAUGUGUGUGAGUUGGCCUCCCCCCUCCCCCCCCUCCCCCCAGGACUCCCUCUGUGGCUGUGCUGCUGCAGGAGGAGGACGACGAUGAGAUGUAGACUCGCCUUACGCUGCUGCUCCCAAGGAGCGCUCAGCCCCGUGAGCAGAGUGCAGAGUGCACACCGUGGGUUUCUUUAGAGGUUGGUUUCCAGUAGAGGAACGUGCUGUGCUUGGUGAACAUUCACUAGGUUGUGGUUGGUUGAUUGGUUGGUUGAUUUGUUGGUUGGUCUUUCAGUUGCGUAUGAAGUGAUGCGAUCAAACAGAAAUAGUUUUCUGUUCCCUGUUGUGUUGGUUGAUCCCCCCCCCCCCAAAAGUGUCUACAAGCCCUCUUUUUUUUGCUUGUGUGGAAGAUUUAUACUGCUAGCUGGCGAAGUACCAAGUUUUUAUUAUUUUUUGUUUGCUUUGUUUUUUUUGUUGUUGUUUUCUUUUGUUUUCUUUUGUUUUGAAAGUUCUGUUCUCUCACCUACCUCCAGUGCUGAGAGAGGAGGAAGCACGCUUUCCAAGAGCACCCACCGGCAAGGCUAGAAGUGCCCUUAGAAAUAUCUCAAUCUGUAACCUCUGUCUCUUUCUUUUUAUUAUUGUUAUUAUUAUUAUUAUUUUAUUUAUUUUUGCUUUAUUUUAAUUUACCUCUUUCCUGUGCUCUUUACUCUUACUUCACUUGGCUCUACUCUUGAGAUCUGACACGGGGUUGGGGUCUUUUGGGUGAACAUUUUUGGAGGCCCCUUGCACACCUGUGGAAGUAUCAGAAUCCUUGGUUACCUUUUCUCCCUCUUUAGUUCUGUUUUUCUAAGGAUUAAAAAAAGGGAUCGCGAUUUCAUAGAGCUAUCAAAGUUUUUGGGUUUUUUUCUUGUUACCGUUACUGAAGAGCGUGAGAGGUGAGCGGGUCAUGGCUGAACUCAUCCCUUCAUAUGACCCACAACUAAGUGGCCGAAUGUCCACCCCUCAAACCCAGUCCUUGACCAACCUGUAGUCAUGGCAGCAUCUUUAGUUAUCGUCCCCCGCACUGCCACCACUCUGCUGGUGACCAGAGGUGGAAAAUGAGAAACUCCAGGAAUGUGUGUUAGAGGGAGAGCCUGCGGGGAAGGGCGCUCCGGAUCUGGGAUGAGGGGGUUGCACCCCGUUUUGUUUUGUUUUUUUGGAGAGAGUUUUCCACAGGAAGCUCAACAGGUGAAGAGAUUGGUGCAUGUCUGGUGUUUGUGUGCAUCAACGAAUGACACGAGAAGAAGGCGAAAGAACGGGGAGGAAGGGAGAAAAAAAAAAAAACACGUUUUGUCUUAACUUCGCACGCAAUGCUGAAUACAUUUACUGUGAAAGAACUCUGUGUUCCAGGAGUUAACAUGAUAACAAAGUCUCGUCAAGAGUGAAAAAAAAAGCCAUUAAAAAGCGUCAUCAGCCCUCCCUGUUUUCCUGCUGCUGCUGUUCUUUCUACUCGAGCGACUGACUCUCCCUCUCAAGGCCAAGCUAACAAUCGCUGGUGGGUUUCGACUGAGAACCAUGCUAAGCACUGCAGAAACCUGUGCACAAAAAACCUUGUACAGAUAAGCUGUAUUUAAAGGAUCUUCCAGAUUUGUUUUAUAAGUUUAUAUAUAAAAAAAGACCUAUUUCACAUAAUAAAAAAGGGAGA